AGUACGGUUGGCAACACUUAGGAAACUACCGAUAUUUGUCGCUGUUGCAACGUGGUUGUGUGGUUGAGGAAAAUCUAAGGGGAGAAAUCCAAGUUAAUCGUUAAUUAAAUUUCUUAGUUUUUUUAAGAAACUUAACCUUCAAAAUGGUACAGAGGAAAAUCAAAGGGAAAAAGGGAAAGAAAAAGGUUGCAGCAGCUCCUUUGGUUGCAAAAAAAAUUGAAGCAAGAAAAACUGUAAAUCCUUUGUUUGAGAAACGGCCUCGUAAUUUUGGAAUUGGACAAGAUAUCCAACCAAAGAGAGAUCUUAGCAGAUUUGUUAAGUGGCCUAAGUAUAUAAGACUUCAAAGACAACGGGCUGUUUUAUAUCAGCGUUUAAAAGUUCCUCCACCAAUAAAUCAGUUUACUCAAGCACUUGACAGGCAAACAGCUACACAGCUAUUCAAGCUCUUGGAUAAAUAUCGACCUGAAACUCCUCAAGCUAAAAGGGAAAGACUGCGUAAGCGAGCUGAACUGCGUGCUCAAGGAAAAGAAGAUACUCCUACCAAACGCGCUCCUGUUGUGAGACAGGGUGUCAACACUGUAACAAGCCUUGUUGAACAGAAGAAGGCUUUGCUCGUUGUUAUUUCUAAUGAUGUAGACCCUAUUGAGUUGGUGCUGUUUUUACCAGCUUUGUGUCGAAAAAUGGGUGUACCAUAUUGCAUAGUGAAAAACAAGUCAAGGCUUGGACGUGUUGUGAGAAGGAAAACAUGCACUUGUCUUGCUCUCAGUACAGUUAACUCUGAGGAUAGAACUACGCUUAACAAGCUUGUAGAAUCUGUGAAAACUAACUUCAAUGAGCGUGCUGAUGAGAUUCGUCGUCACUGGGGAGGUGGUAUACUUGGUGCUAAGUCUGCUGCUCGUAUCAAUAAGCUAGAAAAGGCUAAGGCUAAGGAACAAGCACAAAAAGUUGGAUAAACUACAAUAUGUAUGAAAGAAAAUAAAUUAAAUAUCAAA
Molecule: messenger RNA, 992 nt
Organism: Stegodyphus dumicola
Lineage: Eukaryota; Metazoa; Arthropoda; Arachnida; Araneae; Eresidae
Gene: RpL7A
Product: ribosomal protein L7A
Biological process (GO): ribosome biogenesis
Cellular component (GO): ribonucleoprotein complex
Molecular function (GO): RNA binding
Source: RefSeq, a predicted model, not a curated record